AUGGCUGCACUGAGGGCGGGGCGGGGUGCAGUCUGGAGCCUCCGAGGAUGGCGCGCUUUGGGAGGGGGUCGCUGGGGAAAGGGACCCCUGUUGACCCCUGACCUCCGGGCCUUGCUGACGUUAGGAACUCCUGACCCUCGGGCCCGAGUGACUUAUGGGACCCCCAGUUUCGGGGCCCGGUUGUCUGUGGGAGCCCCUGAACCACGAACAUGUCUGACGUCGGGCACUUCGGAUCCCCGAGCACGGCUGAUCCAGGGGACCCCAGAUCCCCGGAUCCGGGAAGACUCAGGGACCCCUGGAACCCGUCCGCGCGUGUGGCUGGCGGUGGCGCUGGGCGCUGGGGGGGCAGUGCUCUUGUUGUUGUGGGGCGGGGGUCGGGGUCCCCCGGCCGUCCUCGCCUCGGUCCUUGGCUCGCCGCCUCCCUCUCCCCGGAGCCAGUACAACUUCAUCGCGGACGUGGUGGAGAAGACGGCCCCUGCCGUGGUUUAUAUCGAGAUCUUGGGCCGGCACCCUUUUUCGGGCCGCGAAGUCCCUAUCUCGAAUGGCUCAGGAUUCGUGGUGGCUGCCGACGGGCUCAUCGUUACCAACGCUCAUGUGGUGGCUGAUCGGCGCCGAGUCCGUGUCAGGCUGCCUAGCGGCGAUACGUAUGAGGCCGUCGUCACAGCUGUGGAUCCCGUGGCAGAUAUCGCCACGCUGAGGAUUCAGACCAAGGAGCCUCUCCCAACGCUGCCCCUGGGACGUUCAGCCGAUGUCCGGCAAGGGGAGUUUGUCGUUGCCAUGGGAAGUCCCUUUGCACUGCAGAACACGAUCACAUCCGGCAUUGUCAGCUCUGCUCAGCGUCCAGCCAAAGACCUGGGCCUUCCCCAAACCAAUGUGGAAUACAUCCAGACUGAUGCAGCUAUUGAUUUUGGAAACUCUGGCGGUCCCCUGGUUAACCUGGAUGGGGAGGUGAUUGGGGUGAAUACCAUGAAGGUCACAGCUGGAAUCUCCUUUGCCAUCCCUGCUGAUCGCCUUCGAGAGUUUCUACAUCGUGGAGAAAAGAAGAAUUCCUGGUUUGGAAGCAGUGGGUCCCAGCGCCGCUACAUUGGAGUGAUGAUGCUAACCCUGACUCCCAGCAUCCUUGCUGAACUACAGCUUCGAGAACCAAGCUUUCCUGAUGUUCAGCAUGGUGUGCUCAUCCAUAAAGUCAUCCUGGACUCCCCUGCACACCGGGCUGGUCUACGGCCUGGUGAUGUGAUCUUGGCCAUUGGGGAGCGGCUGGUACAAAAUGCUGAAGAUAUUUAUGAAGCCGUUCGAACCCAAUCCCAGCUGGCAGUGCGGAUCCGGCGGGGACCGGAAACAUUGACCUUAUAUGUGACCCCUGAAGUCACAGAAUGAAUGGAUCAGCAAGAGUAGGAGGCUUCUGCUCUGAUUUCUACCUUGCUUUCCUGGCUUGGGUUCUUAUGGCACCCGGAUGGAGGAUUAAAUGAACCAGUUGGGGGCAGGUCCCUCCAACUACCAGCACCAAUCCCUGGGCCCUGAGGAAUCACAAAAACACUUUUUAUAUAAAAUAAAAUUAUACCUAGCAA
This is a messenger RNA of Orcinus orca (killer whale), 1568 nucleotides long. It is a transcript of the gene HTRA2, whose product is annotated as HtrA serine peptidase 2. The coding region runs from base 1 to 1377 and encodes 458 amino acids. Gene Ontology annotation, cellular component: mitochondrion. The record is from RefSeq and is a predicted model, not a curated record. Lineage: Eukaryota; Metazoa; Chordata; Mammalia; Artiodactyla; Delphinidae. Gene Ontology annotation, molecular function: serine-type endopeptidase activity; protein binding. The transcript is spliced from 8 exons. Gene Ontology annotation, biological process: positive regulation of apoptotic process; programmed cell death; proteolysis.